Molecule: messenger RNA, 465 nt
Organism: Thlaspi arvense
Lineage: Eukaryota; Viridiplantae; Streptophyta; Magnoliopsida; Brassicales; Brassicaceae
Source: the annotation of a GenBank genome assembly
AUGGGAGGCCAUAAAAAAUGGACAGACGGUGUGGUCAAGGCUUUAAGGGAUGUUGUGAACAGUCCAUACUCACCUGAGUAUGAUGUAUCUGGGAUUACAGAUCCUUUUCUCCACAUCAGGUUGCUGAAGUUUUUGCAGACUUUGGGCCAAGGAGAUGCAGAUUCUAGUGAUUGCAUGAAUGAUAUACUUGCUCAGUGUCUAGUUGGGGAAGGAAGGAUCAGCAGUGGUGGUGGUGAGAAAGAAGUGGCAGUUGUUGGAGGUACAGUUGCAUCAAAAACUGAGUCAAAGAAAAAUGUUGGGAAUGCUAUUCUCUAUGAAUGUGUUAGAACUAUUAUGAGCAUUGAAGACAAUGGUGGCUUACGGGUGCUUGCUAUCAAUAUCUUGGGGAGAUUUCUCUCAAAUCGUGACAACAAUAUCAGUACAUUUUGUGCUAAUGGAAACAGGUGCUUAUUAAAGAUUGGUUAG